CCCUAUCUGAUCUUCGGCCAUGGUAAGGCUAUAUACCGGAUGGACCUUGAUGGAGGGAAUCAAAAAAGGGUUGUGACCGGUGUUGGAACCUCUAUUCUACUGGACUUCCACUACACAGAGGGGAGAGUUUACUGGGCCGAUAAAAAGACAGGGGUCAUCUACAAAGCAGCGAUGGAUGGAACACAGAGACAGAAGCUGCACUCGUCUGAGAAAGGGAUCUCAGGCCUUGCGGUCGACUGGGUUCACAAUUUUGUCAUUUGGACCAGUGGAGAAGUGGGAAGUAUCAAAAGAGUGGAUACAGAUGGGAAAAAUGAGAGGACUCUUCUAAGACAUUUAUCGCAGCCAAUCUCCAUAGCAGUUGCACCAAAUGACAGAUUUAUAUUCUGGCUGUCUGAUGGAAUCACACCCAGUAUUCAGAGGUCGGAUGUAGCGGGAGAGAUGAUUACUACAGUGCUGAAGAUUCCGGAGAGACUGGGAGGGCUGUCGGUUGACCGGACGGACAAGAGACUGUUCUGGGUCCAGUUCAGUCUGGAGGGAGAAAGUGCCAUUGGGUCGUGUGACUACAACGGGAAUGUUGUCAAUGUCAUUGACCAGCCACUACUGUCUCAGUCUUUGGGGAUGUCUGUGUUCCUGGAGCAAGUCUUCUACACUGAUAUGAGUUCACGGACCAUACGGCAAGUCAAUAAGUACUCAGGGGUUGAGGCAGAAAACAUCAACCUAAAGCGAAUGACACACCCCGCUACUGCUGUCAAGGUGGUACAUCCCCUCAACCAGCCAAUUGAAGACUCCAUGCCUGUCUUUUCAGUGUGUGAUGGUCGUACAGGAGUGUGUGUGAAUGUCUGCUCCAACCCAGCUGAGCAGGGGAUCUGCCAGUGCACUAAAGGCUUUGCCCUUAGCAAACAUGGGAACUACUGUGAAGAUGUCAAUGAGUGUGGCCUGUGGGACCACGGCUGUUCCCUGGGCUGUGAGAACAUUCCAGGCUCCUACUUUUGCACCUGCCCCAAGGGUUACGCUCUGCUUCCUGAUAGGAAAACCUGCCACGAGAUCUCACCAUGUCUGGCCAAUAUGACCCAGUGCGAUAAUGGAUGUAUUGCUACUGGUGAGGGGACCAUCUGUGUGUGUCUAGAGGGGUCCCUACUACAGCCGGAUGGACAGACCUGCAGAGGCUGCACCUCUUCCGACCGAGGGGGCUGUAGUCAGCAAUGUUCCCCCAUCACUCCUGGUAGGUGGGAGUGUGACUGUCUGCCUGGGUACAAGCUCCACCAAGACGGUAAACGCUGCACAGCCACUGGACCCCCACCUUAUCUGCUGUUUGCCAACAUAGUAAACAUCAGACGUGUUAAUCUGGAUGGGACUGGUGACCAAAGCCUUGUGGAGGAGCCGAGCGGAACAGUAAUAGCUCUGGACUAUGAUCCCGUACAAAACAAAGUGUACUUUGCCAGUACAGUACUGAAGCAGAUUGAGCGUGCUGAUUUGGACGGCGGGUCCAGGGAGGUUUUGCUCACUGAGGAGUUGGACUCACCAGAGGGCCUGGCUGUGGACUGGGUCAACCGCAAGCUCUACUGGACUGACCGAGGCCUCUCAACUAUUGACCGCAGCACCUUGGAUGGCUUCGACAGAGAGACCAUUAUUAGCAAAGGCAUACAGAAACCAAGGGGAAUUGCAGUUCAUCCUUUAGCCAAGAAGUUGUUCUGGACCGAUAUGGGUACCAGGCCUGUGUUGGAGAGUGCGUCUUUGGAAGGAAGUGAUCGUGCGGUCAUCGCAAGCGCCGACUUGGUGUCUCCUAGUGGUCUGACCAUUGACUUCACUGAAGACAGGCUGUACUGGUGUGACAGCAAGAGGGGCGUACUGGAGACGGCAUCCCUGGAUGGCUCCAACCGACAAGUCCUGACAGAGAACGAAGUAGGUCAACCUUUUGACCUGGCAGUGUUUGAGGAUAGGUUGUGGAUCACGGACAGGGAGCAGCAGCUGCUCCUGAGCGUUGACAAAUGGACGGGGAUGGACCCAGAGCGUCUCCAUGGCAACAUGGUCCAACCAGCAUCCAUAGUUGUGGUUCACCCCCUCGCCAAGCCAGGAGCAAAUGUUUGUCUCUAUCGAAAUGGGGGCUGUGCUCAGGUGUGCGAGAGCAGGCUAGGAUUCGCCCACUGCUCCUGUCACUCACACAUUGCCCAAUCAGCUGAUGGCAAAGGCUGCUUGCCAUCCUACAGAUCAACAGGUGAUAUGAACUCCAAUUCUGGAGAUGGUGAGUCUGCAGACCCGUUCUCUCUGAAAAACAAAACUUUGAAUGAUGAGAGCAUGCCUCUCCCUCCCACACUCUUCAUUGAGACAAUGGUGUCAGACCAGGAUGACUGCUUCUCUCUCCGCUGUGAUGUGAAUGCGCAAUGUCUACUGGAUGGAGGCAACCCCACCUGCCACUGCCUGGAAGGUUUCACUGGGGAUGGAGAGCUGUGUUUGGACCUUGAUGAGUGCAUGUUGGGGAUGGCCCUGUGUAGUAUCCAGAGCUCAGUGUGUGUCAACACUGCUGGUGGAUAUUACUGCCAGUGUCGCCCUGGCUUCAGUGGAGAGGAGCACCACUGUACCGAUUUUGACGAGUGUAAAAUGGGAACACACAAAUGUGAUGAGCGAGCGGAAUGCAUCAAUACUAUAGGGAAGUACCGCUGCAAGUGUCAAGCUGGCUACAGUGGUAAUGGACACACAUGCCAAGAGUUGUCAACUACGUCCUCGUGGGUGACCACCAGUAGGCCUAUGGACGUCACCAGCCAAUGGCUGAACACUAACACAGUGGAGAGCUGCCCCUCAUCUCAUGACACUUACUGUCUCUACGAGGGAGUCUGCUUGUACUUCCCAGAGAUGGAGUCCUAUGCCUGCAACUGUAUCUCGGGCUACAUGGGAGAGCGCUGUCAGUUCAGUGAUCUGGAGUGGUGGGAGCUACAGCAGGCCGAACAAGAGAAGAGAAGGAACGUGGCCAUCGCCCUGGGCAUGGUGGUCCUCAUCACCCUGCUCUCCAUUGCUGCCUGCGUCACCUACUGCUACGGGUCCAGGAGAUUUGUUCGGAAACACCCCUCGGUGGAUGACAUGAGCGACACAAGCACCAGUGAUGACACCAUGUCAGAGACCACCGUCCCCAAGACGCCACGGUUCUAUGUUGUUUUGGAACACGGUGGCGAUGGAAAGGUCAUUCACGUCAUGGGCUGUCCAAGAAGAGCUGUUUGUCCCUCUUGCUCCUCCGAAACAGGUGAAAGCUUUGUGUCAGAGGAGGCAGUGGCUAUUCCCAAACUCAAUAAAGGGUAUGAGUGCUCUUUUGGAUUGGCUACCAUGGAGACCAACAAGACGGGCGCCAACCACCUCAAGUCCAUCGACAACCUCAUCUUCCUGGAUGACCCUCAGCCUGCCUCUGCCAUCCCUCAGCUCACCUGAGGCCAUGCCCACUCAUAUACCCUUAUGAAAUGAACCCACCCCGAAAUGAGAAACCAAAAACACACACUGGGACCUGGAGAUUGCUAGCCUGGAAUCCACACUGAAUAUCGUCCUAGUAGACUGUCCAACUGCCCAUCUAUUGGAGCUUCUCCAGACUGAGUUCAGGAAACAAUAGUGAAACAAAGUGAUAUUCAGUGUCGAUUCCAGGCUAGGAGAACCCUUAGGUUGCUUAAGACGCUGUCUUUCCUUGAUGUUUAUAGCCCUGUUUUCUCUAGGGAGUGGGUGUAUUGCCGGCUUCUCUGGAUGCCUCUUCCCGAUAGCUAAACAACAGCACCUUCUGUGCAUGUGAGACACUCGCAGAACACCUACACGUGCAGAAAGUUUGGCUGCCCAGUGGUGGAAGGCUAUUUCAUUGAUGCGCUGUCUAUCGAAUCCUGCAGUAUUGCAUGAUCACUGAGAAGCGAAAUAACAGCUGUAUCUUAUUUAUGGUUAAAAUGCCGUUGCUUUGCCCCAAUGCACUGUGAAGACAGGUCUAAGCUACAUGGUACAUGUUAUGUUGUCAUGCAGGCUAAGUGCGUUUGGUUUCGCCCCACAUUUAGGAUAAGAAUAUUGUCUGUGUCCUCCUUAUGUUCAAAUCACCACAGGGUUUGUAUUUCAGCUGUUCAGAACUAAAGUAAAGUAACACAUGCACAAAAGGUAAUAUGGUUGUUUAGCUCUGGGGAAGAGGUGUCCCGGGGGGGCGAGACUGGGGCUGAACAGGCAGUCCAGUCUGGUCACACAGCCUCUGCCUAGUCUAUAUUUAGGUAGACCUAUGUGGGGGGGGGGAUUAAUCUCUAUCCGCAACAUUUGCAUAUCCUUCAUUUUUCUGGUGUUCCAACUAGGAUAUUUGUUUAUAGUCACCUGUCCUUGCUAGCUGCUGUAUAAGAGAUGUGUUAAUGUUUUAUAAGACAAAACGUGCCAUGCUAUAUCACAUUUCAAAUGCACGUAUUGAAUCAAGGCUUGCUUCAUUAAAAAAAAGAAGAAAAAGUUCAUUGAUUAAAAAGUUGCUUCUCUGAGUGUAAGGUUGCUCAGUGUAGAUUUGUGCCUUCCAAAGAUUGCGUUGCCAUAAUACAUGUUCAAAAGUUUUCGAGAGGUGUUUCUUUCUAUUCAGCUUCAGUGUGAUGAUGUCAAUGUGACCUAUUCAAAGAUUGCUUGCUUUGGUAAUGAUCAAUGAUCAACAACCGAUUCGAUUUGGACAAUAACCUGUGAUGCACAGUGAAUCAUUGUAUUGCGAUCACACCUCUCAGAGGUUUAGGCCUACUCAUUAAUGGCAGCAUAGUGAAAUAGAGGGAAAUGGAACAGAGUGAAGAAAGAACAUACCAAAAAUGGAGAGUUCAGGCAGAGCACCUGUGUAUAAGCUUGGAGGAGGAGAGUGGAGGAUAGUAUCAAUGUCAAUGAACAAAUGUAUAGCUCUGUCAAUUUUAUGAAUAACUCCAGUAAAUAUUUUACUUGUAUUUUAGUACAUUGUUUAGCCAUCCUGUCAUCUGCCAGCAUAUAGUUUGUGUGACUUUGAUGGUAUAUUUAUUUUUAUACAGGUAAAUAUCAUUUUCAUUCCUAGUCCUCCAAUUUUCUGAUAUACACUACUGGUCAAAUAUUUUAGAAUACCUACUCAUUCAAGGGUUUUUCUAGAUGUUCUACAUAGUAGA
Molecule: messenger RNA, 5102 nt
Organism: Oncorhynchus kisutch (coho salmon)
Lineage: Eukaryota; Metazoa; Chordata; Actinopteri; Salmoniformes; Salmonidae
Gene: egf
Product: epidermal growth factor
Exons: 24
Coding region: 40-3417 (1125 amino acids)
Biological process (GO): positive regulation of MAPK cascade; positive regulation of cell population proliferation; epidermal growth factor receptor signaling pathway
Cellular component (GO): plasma membrane
Molecular function (GO): growth factor activity; calcium ion binding; Wnt receptor activity
Source: RefSeq, a predicted model, not a curated record